This is a messenger RNA of Didymodactylos carnosus, 483 nucleotides long. The record is from the annotation of a GenBank genome assembly. NCBI's taxonomy places the organism in Eukaryota, Metazoa, Rotifera, Eurotatoria, Philodinida, Philodinidae.
AUGUUCGAUAUUCACUCUGAUACUCGUCGUUAUAUACCUGUUGAGGUUCGAAUUAAAAGUUAUCAUGUAAAGCAUGGCGUUCAACCAUGGUAUUAUCAAACGCCAGUGAUAAAUGAUUCAAAUGAUCAAAUCCAUUUUUCCAUUCUCUAUAGUCCAAAAGAUGAUGAAUUUGAUGCUUUCAAACCACCGGCUGUUAAAGUAAAUCUUAUUCGAUUUAUUAUAAGAAAAAACGAACUAAAACGCUUAAAUAUGAUUUGUAUAUAUCAAUAUAGUUUACCAAAUAAACAGAAUAUAAAACCAUACUGUAGUAUUGGUUCGAAAACGAAAAGUGUCAUUAUUGAUGAUUUGACAAUGACAUGUUAUUAUUAUUAUCUUGGUGAAGAUUCAGAAGAUAAUACCAGAAUGGAAAGAGAAAUGUUCGAUGAGUUAGUAAGUAGAGAAACUGUUUUUGAUUAUAUAAAAUACCUAGGACGAAUAAAAUGA